UGGGCCGUCUACAACCAACCCAAACCCUAGUCCCACUAAAAGCCAACCCUUUUUACCCUCCUUCUAAAAGCGCACCCAAAUCUAAAAGCGCCCUCAUCUCUUCCCCCUUCUUUCUUCAUUUUCAGCAGAUCCCAAUGGCCCCAAAGAAAGACAAAGCCCCUCCUCCAUCAUCCAAGCCUGCAAAGUCUGGAGGUGGCAAGCAGAAGAAGAAGAAGUGGAGCAAGGGAAAGCAAAAGGAGAAGGUCAACAACAUGGUGCUGUUCGACCAAGCUACUUAUGAUAAGCUUCUCGCCGAAGCUCCUAAAUACAAGCUCAUCACUCCCUCUAUUCUCUCUGAUCGUUUGAGGAUUAAUGGAUCACUUGCUAGAAAGGCUAUAAGGGAAUUGAUGGCAAGAGGGUCGAUUAGGUUGGUUUCUGCCCAUUCGAGCCAGCAGAUUUACACUAGGGCUACAAACACCUAGAUUUUUUUGUUAUAAUUUUCCUUAAUUAGUCAUAUAUGGUAUCGCCUUUGCUGA
Messenger RNA from Hibiscus syriacus, 515 nucleotides. RefSeq names its product 40S ribosomal protein S25-4-like. Gene Ontology annotation, cellular component: cytosolic small ribosomal subunit. Gene Ontology annotation, molecular function: structural constituent of ribosome. Bases 135 to 461 code for a protein of 108 amino acids. The record is from RefSeq and is a predicted model, not a curated record. Lineage: Eukaryota; Viridiplantae; Streptophyta; Magnoliopsida; Malvales; Malvaceae. The transcript has 4 exons.